CAAGCGCUGGCUAGGCCUUUUAGCCCAGAAUGUCCAUCUCCUAUAAUUCGCUUCUCAAUUACCCCUUGAUUUCCUUUUACUCACGGUCUUACAUUACAGGUUAUGAUAGUAAACAGCUACCGGAAACCUGAGAGCCAACGCUCCUCUCCUGCUCUCGGUUUCCCUCGCCCGCGUUUCCUUCGCUACCGCCGUUUGAGGUAACCGGUGAAAUAGAGUAACUGGAGGGAAAGAGAUUUUUUAUUGUAUUUUUUUAUUUUUUCGUGUAACACCGUUACUGUCGCUUACAAUUAUGCCUCCAACACCAACAAAGGGUUACCGGAGAGGAGGAGGACAGGAACUGGAAAGAAACAGGAAAAAUAGGUUAAAUGAGAAAGCGUUGUCGUUUCACGGGAAGAUACCGGCGGAAAUGCCGGAGGGGAGGAUUCGACGGCCGAAGACACUCCCGGACUUGCUGGCCGGAAAGAAAUUGCCUGCUACGGUACCGGAUGUGAGGCCGAAGUUAACGAAGGUUUUACUCAACGUGACUGUCCAAGGAAGCGUUGGUGCGGUGCAGGUUUUGAUGUCUCUUGAAUCCACCGUCGGCGAACUAAUCGCCGCAGCUAUCCAGCAGUACAUGAAGGAAGGCCGCCGUUCGAUCAUUGCCAAUGACUCCUCCAGAUUCGACCUCCAUUACUCGCAGUUUAGUUUAGAAAGUCUGGAUAGGGAUGAGAAACUAAUGGCGUUGGGUUCAAGAAACUUCUUUCUGUGUCCAAAAAAAUCGGGGAUGGACGGUGCAAGCUGUAGUCGUGGUGGAGGAUUGACAACGACGUCGUCUCCGUCAUGCUCAAAAGAAGUUAAAGAGGAGGCUGCUAAGAGUGGGUUUCAUCCUUGGCUCAAAUUCAUGGAUUUCCUGCUGUGAUUAAUUAACCACCAGAUGAUGCCUGCUGGCUAAUUAGUUAUCAGAAUUGCUAUUAUUCGUAGUCUUUUUUAAUGCAAAUCGUGGGUGUAAAAAUGGGUUUGGGGGGUAAAUUAGGUAUUAGACCGUUAGGUAUAUUUGUUAGGUCAAAUUAGAGCAAGAGAUUCUUGAAUGCAGUCGUGGCGUAGAAAUGUGCAGUGGUGGAUUGUUUACCUAUAAAUUUUCCUCUCUAUGUUUUUGUUGCUUUGAAUCAAUGGAGAAGUGAAUGGAGGUUUGUACA
Molecule: messenger RNA, 1175 nt
Organism: Populus nigra (black poplar)
Lineage: Eukaryota; Viridiplantae; Streptophyta; Magnoliopsida; Malpighiales; Salicaceae
Exons: 2
Coding region: 290-898 (202 amino acids)
Source: RefSeq, a predicted model, not a curated record